Molecule: messenger RNA, 1358 nt
Organism: Monodelphis domestica (gray short-tailed opossum)
Lineage: Eukaryota; Metazoa; Chordata; Mammalia; Didelphimorphia; Didelphidae
Product: glycine N-acyltransferase
Cellular component (GO): mitochondrion
Molecular function (GO): glycine N-acyltransferase activity
Source: RefSeq, a predicted model, not a curated record
GCUGACUCUGAACUCUGCCCAGUUCUGCACCAUCUCUGUGACCUGUGACGAUUUCCUGAUUGGUGGCCCUGCAGUGCUCAGUAAGUCUGACCUGCCCCUACCGGGUCUUCCAGACUCCUUGGCACAAAGCACAACAAUCGUCUGUGUUGAGGCCAACCCAUUGCAGGAGAAGCAGAAACCCUCCAGUAGCAGACAGCACUUCUUUUACCCAGCCCUCAGAAAGUUAGCCUGAGCAUCUGGCCAAGAUGAUUCUUCUCCGUAGCCCUCAGAUGCUGCAGACCCUGGAAAGAACCUUGAGGAAGGACAUUCCUGAGUCUCUAAAGGUUUAUGGCACCAUCUUCCAUAUGAACCUGGGGAAUCCAUUCAAACUGGAGGCAUUGGUGGACAAGUGGCCAGAUUUUAAAACAGUUAUUGUCCGGCCUCAAGAGCAGGAAAUGAGAGAUGAUUUAGAUCACUACACCAACACCUACCAAGUUUAUUCCAAGGAUCUCCAAAGUUGUCAGAAUGCCCUCAAGUCUUCAGAUGUCAUCAAUUGGAAGCAACACCUGCAAAUUCAAGGUUUACAGUCUGGCUUAAACGAGGUGAUAAAAAAUGUGGCAAAGGAGAAAUCAGUCCAGGUCAAGAUGACGAAUCGCAAUCUCUACUUGAUUUCUGAAACGCUGAACAGACACGCGCCUGAUGAGCAAACUGGGGCUAAAUCAAAUUACAAAACUCAAAAACCAAAAAAAGAUAUCGACUCUAAGAGAUUUAAGAUGUCCUCUCUGGACCCCACUCAUGCCUCUUUAGUAAACGACCUCUGGAGCUUUGGGGGGAAUGAGAAGAGCCUGAAGUUUAUCUCGCGGUGCAUCCGGCACUUCCCCAGCUACUGCCUGCUGGGGCCAGAGGGGACUCCAGUGUCCUGGGACCUCAUGGACCAAACUGGAGAACUCCGGAUGGCAGGAACCGUGCCCGAGUACCGUGGGCUGGGCUUGAUCUCCCAUAUCAUUUAUCACCAGAUCCAGGCUCUGGACAAACUGGGCUAUCCCAUGUACUCCCACAUCGAUAAGGACAACCAGCCCAUGCAGCGCCUGAGCCAGACCAUAAAACAGAUGCCUAUGAAGUGCCACUGGCAGCAAUGGAACUGUGAGCCCGCUGCCAGCUCAUCAGCCAAGGAGAGUGGAAGCCAGAGCGAUGGCGGGAGCAGGGGCGCAGGCUCCUCCUGAGCACAGCCUGGGCUCCUCCUCUGGGAAAUCUGGGAGUGGGAUGGAUGGCGUGUUGAGUACCUUUACCAGAUGGGCCUCUCACUGUAGACCAUCCAACUGAAGUAGGACACACUGAUUUCCUUGUAUAAGUCUUAUUAUAAUAACAAGAUGAUUGGC